AUGUCAUACGAUUCUUCGUCGCCCCCAUCGCGGUCAACACCUAUAUCAACAACUGUUCCGCCAGUAUCUUCUACCAAUAAUGCUGAUGAUGCACCAAAUUUACCAUCAUCAACAGGAUACGAUACAUUUUUUCCAACAUUCGAUGAUGGCUGUUCAGCGUAUCCAACAAAUAAUAAUAGCAUAAAAAAACCACAAAUAUCAUCAUUCGAUCCAACAAUCUAUCAGAAUUCAUUUGCAAGUCAUUUCUCACCAACAGGUGUACCAUAUCCAUUUUAUUCGGAUGCAGCAACAUCCUAUUUUUCAAGUCAAGCACGUACAUAUUCGGAUUAUCUUUGUCAACCACCUUAUCGUCCAUCGACAGCAAACAAUCCGAUGGCACAAAAUCCAGUAUCAACAUCACCAACAAAUGCAACUAAUACAUCAACUAAUUCAUGGUAUCAACCGACACAUUGUAGCGAUCCAAGAUUUGCAAUGACACGUCUACUAACUGGACAAACUCCUUCACAAUAUGAUAUGUAUCAAUCUGCUUCAGCUAUGAUGGAUCCAUUGAAAUCUGCUUAUCACCCAUUUGCGUUUACACCGAAACGUAAACGUCGUGUUCUAUUUAGUCAACAGCAAGUUAUGGAACUUGAAAAACGUUUUGAUAAAAGUCGUUAUUUAAAUGCUCAAGAUCGUGAUCAACUAGCGCAUUCAUUAAAUUUAACAUCUACACAAGUUAAAAUCUGGUUUCAAAAUCAUCGAUACAAAACAAAAAAAGCCACCAAAGAAAAAGGUGGAAAUAAUUGUGUCGACAGUGAAGAUGAACAACCAAUGUCAACAAAUAAUCCUCAUCAACAUCAUUCACAAAUACAAUCGAAUAUGUUUCAUUCACAAGUACAAAUUCCGUCAAGUCAUCAGCGACUUCAUCAUGCACAUCAUUUACAUCAUCAUCCACCGCUUCAUUUACUUAAACACGAACCACGUUAA
Rotaria socialis is the source of this 966-nucleotide messenger RNA. Lineage: Eukaryota; Metazoa; Rotifera; Eurotatoria; Philodinida; Philodinidae. The record is from the annotation of a GenBank genome assembly.